Messenger RNA from Phycodurus eques (leafy seadragon), 3203 nucleotides. RefSeq names its product myocyte enhancer factor 2b (gene mef2b). The transcript is spliced from 8 exons. The record is from RefSeq and is a predicted model, not a curated record. Lineage: Eukaryota; Metazoa; Chordata; Actinopteri; Syngnathiformes; Syngnathidae. Gene Ontology annotation, biological process: positive regulation of transcription by RNA polymerase II. Bases 103 to 1272 code for a protein of 389 amino acids. Gene Ontology annotation, molecular function: protein dimerization activity; RNA polymerase II cis-regulatory region sequence-specific DNA binding; DNA-binding transcription factor activity, RNA polymerase II-specific.
CAGACACAAACUUCCUCCUCUGGAUCGGACGUCUCCUGUGCGUUCAUUGAUGUGCAAGGGCCUUCAACAAGUGUGAGGAUAGAGAGGUGAACCACAGGAGCGAUGGGAAGAAAGAAAAUACAAAUUUCUCGCAUUCUGGACCAGAGAAACCGACAGGUGACCUUCACCAAGCGCAAGUUCGGCCUGAUGAAAAAGGCGUACGAGCUGAGCGUGCUGUGCGACUGCGAGAUCGCCCUCAUCAUCUUCAACAGCACCGACCGCCUCUUCCAGUACGCCAGCACCGACAUGGACAAAGUGCUGCUCAAGUACACAGAGUACAGCGAGCCACACGAGAGCCGCACCAACACCGACAUACUGGAGACUCUGAGGAGGAAAGGCCUCGAUCUGGAUGCCUCGGAGCUCGAAGGCGAGGAGAGCAUGCAGGUGACCGGCCACAAAUAUCAAUAUGGCGACAGCGUGGACCUGUCUGCGGGUCGCCAGCGCCUUUAUGCUCCGCCCCUGCGCUCCCCGGAAGCCCAGUUCCUGGUGUCGGAGAGCAGCUUCCCUGUCUCAUCCGGACCCGGCCUGGUCCCCCACAGACCCCCGGCCUUUAAAUGUGCCAGCCCGGCUCCACCAGCAGCUCACGCCUCCUUCAUGCCUCCACACUCAGGUAUCGGCUACUCCGUCUUCUCCCACGUGAGCCGAGGGCUCGACCCCAAGACCCCGCCUCCAGCAUCCCCUCUGACCCUACCGGGAGACGGAGCCAACCAGGGCUCAGGAGCCGGCCCGAAUCCCGCCGUGAGCAGGGGUGUCUUGUACCAGACGGGCCUGCAUGGCGCCAUGGGCAAGGCUGGGCUGCUGGGCCACACUCUGGCUGGUUACAGCCUCACCUCCCCUGGAGCUUCUGAGUACAGCCAACCAGGUUUCCAUCACUCUGUGAGUCUGCAGCGAGGCGCAGUGAAUUCCUGGUACUCAAUGCAGCCUGCACACCAACUCCACGGGCCUCACAUAAAUCAAGGGAUGUCCACCGGGGUGUGCCCUUUCCCCUCUACCUUGACGCAUGCGCCCUGCCUCGGCGUGCACGUCAAAUCCGAACGCAGCUCUCCUGAGCAGCACAUGGCCUCUCCCACCUCCUCCCCCGUACUCUGCCUCGGGCGGGACCAGUCGCCCGCCAGCAGGCCCGGCUCGACCCGCCACAGCCCCCCGGGACCCGGCUCCGAGUCUUACGUGCACGACCGAGAGGAUGGCGGGAUGCCCGAGCAGUCGAACGCGUGUGAGGGAUGGCAGAGAUAGCUACGCACUCAGUGGACGCUUCGUUAGCUACACGCGCACAAUCUCAUGACAUUCAAAACAAGAACCGGAUCGAAAACUAAAGCAACUGUAACUCGAAGCGCAUGGUAGGAGAUGACGGCAAUGUGUCCAACAGAGAACAUGCAGAAUUCUGUCAAUGACAUUCUUAAAAUUAGAUUUACAAAAAUACACAUGGAAAUUAAAUAAAUACAACUAAUGUCAUGAACGGAACAGAGGAUAGGACCCACAAAUGCACGACUCCAAAACAAAUGGACAGUUUCAAAAAGAGAGGUUGAAUAUACGGGCAGAGGUCGGUACACAGGCAGGCAAUACAAAAAAAGGGGCAACAGUAUCCAAAAAGGCGAGGUCGAGAAUCGGAACAGGGUCUAGUCUUACUGUGAGUCUGUGACGUGGAAACAAGGGAUGCUGGAACGCGACGAACUGGCGACUAGAAAGUAUGAGACACGAGGUUAAAUGCAAGGGGUAAUCAGGGUGAACGAGGCACAGGUGGUGAAGAUGCUCUCAGGAGCAGAUGUGUACGAGACGGGGGGCGGGGGGCGGGGGGACAAAAACCGGAACACACACCCAUGACAAAUACAUUAGUGAAGACAAUUUAAAGGGGAUUUUAAAAAACAAUUGACAGUUAAAAUUAGGCAUGGAAAGUUGAUCAUUAUAUUAUUAAAAAUUCAUAAAUGCAAUUAUGAUUUUUGUGAAUAAUAAUUAAAUUGAAAAAUAAUAAUUAAAAACAAAGAUGUAAAACAAAUUUGAAUAAAAAGUUCAGUAACAAAUUUCAAAUAUGAAACAUAGGCAUUAUAAAUAAAUACAAUUGAAAUAAGAAAUAGUAGAAAUCCUAAAAUAAAAAUGACAAAUUUAAAAAUUAUUACAUUACAAGUGACCUAAAUUAAUAAAUAAAUACAAUUAAAGGGGAUUAUUCAAAAAAAGUAAAUUAAAUAAAUUACAAGUACCGUAAUAUUUUAAAAUAAAUACCUAAAAAAUAUCAUACAUGAAUUGAUAUACAGGAAAGUCUUUUAAAAGUACAUUUAAUAUAAAAAGUAAAAAUAAAGAAAUGAAUAAUUAUAAAUCCAGUUGAAUGAGAUAUUACGAAAAGACAAGGGAAGAAAUGAAAAAUAUAUACAAUAAGUACAAUUGAAAGGGGAUGUUUAAAUGAUUGUAGUAGUUAAAAAAUAAUAAUUAGCAAUAAAAACAAGAGGACUAAAUUAAUACAUAUAAUUGAAAAGGAAAUGAAUGAAAGAAUGGAAAAACAUUUCAAAUUGCAAAGUGAUUUUAGUAUGAAAGUGUCCAUUUCAUUUUAAAAAAACACCUUGGUUUUGUCAUACAAGUGUCCAGAAAAGGCCCCUGAGACCGCUUCUUCUGUUUGACCCAGUUUUGUAUCCGCUUUGUCCAUAUUUGGCUAAGACUCCCCCUUUUCUCUGAUUGGUUGCCUCGGUGUAGAAGGCCCACUUGAGAGAGCAUGUGUUUGUUAUGUUGACAGCGCUGUCUCGGGAGCGGAAAGGGAAGGCAGAGAUCUUCGCUAGCGUAAAGUCGAGUACUUCAAAUGCCUCUCGGCAGAAAAACGUCUGGAACUCAGGAAUACGUAGGCGAUUUUAAUUCAUAUUUCCCGUUGACUGAGGCACCACAGAGCCAAUAUUACAUCCCAAAUACUAGAAAAAGUUGGUUUGGCAAAAUAUGUCCCCUUUAAAUUAAUACCUCAUUGAAAUUAUCCUUAUUCUCUUCGUAAAAGGGCUCAUUUCCUACGACACAACUCUUGUAUUGGAUGCCAUUGGAUUGCCCGUGUGUAUCUAAUGAAUUGUCCCGUCUCCUCAGUCAGAGCUGGUCUCUGCUGGGUGAUGGACACUUUUCUUGUUUUGUUUUUUUCCCCCUCACAUCACUUGAUUGUUCCCAUUAAAAACACAGAUUUUUUUCUUCUGCUUUGA